GAUAAACAAAGUGACGCCAUGCAUUGGUAUCAGAAUCGAUCUGUAUAAAUAUAUCUGCGUAUUCAAGUCUGUCUGUCAUUUUGACAUCGCGUCUUUUUGAUUCUUGCGUUUCGGACUGUCGCGAGUACGGGAAGAAAGUGUGUUUAAAAAGUUGGGUCUAUUUGAUCCCAGUGUCGGAAUACAUUGCGUCUAAUUUCACUCCGAGUGAAUAAAUGUUAUAAGAAAGUGUAUUUAGAUUGGAAUUUAGAUAGAUACAUUCACCUCGUUUCCGUUUAAAUAGGUACAGAAGACGUCUUUUGAGCACAAUGAAGACUGCAGAUAGCUUAGUAAGCAACUUGCCAAAAGGACCGCUGGAUGCUUAUAGAAAACGUGCAACAUUUGACUGGAAGUCAUUCAAGGUAGCUCUAUAUGGAGAGGAUUAUAUAAAAUAUCAGGAUCAAGUAUGGAAUCUGAUUAAGACCAAUCCAGCGUUUCAAAAACUGCCAAAAUCAGCAACAUUGGAUCAAAUUCGAAAAAGCUCCCAUGCUAAAAUAAAAGCAUUUCUUGAGAGCGAUUUAUAUACAGUGAGAAAUCAGAUCUGGAUGAAUUCUCUAUACGGAGAAGACUCAUCUGCAUCCAUAAAAUUAGGUAUCUCUCAGGGCAUGGUCCCAAACAGUAUAAUAGCAUUGGGUACUGAUCAUCACUAUCAUAUGUUAGAAAAAUUUGGAGAUGGAAGUUAUAUAGGCUGUUUCGCUUUGACUGAAAUUUCUCAUGGAACCAAUGCAAAGGGUAUAAGGACCACAGCAACAUACGAUUUAGCAACGAAAAGUUUCAUUCUUCACACGCCAGACUUUGAAGCUGCAAAGUGUUGGGUUGGUGGUUUAGGAAAAAUCGCGACGCAUGCCGUCUUAUUUGCAAAGCUGAUUACACCAGAUGGGGUGAAUCACGGUAUGCACCCUUUUAUCAUACAGGUUCGCGAUUUGGAAACUCAUCUACCCUUGCCAGGUGUUAUUGUUGGCGACAUGGGUGAAAAGAUAGGACUGAAUGGAAUAGAUAACGGAUUCGUAAUAUUUGACAAAUAUUCUGUACCACGUAGCUGUCUGUUAAAUCGCAACUCGGAUGUCACUGAAGAUGGGAAAUACUCGGCCACAAUAAAGGACGAAAGCAAAAGAUUUGGUUCAUCGUUAGGUGCAUUGUCAGGAGGUCGUGUUGCAAUCACCAAUAUAUGUGCAGAAUACAUGGCCCUCGCGAUGGUAAUCGCGAUACGUUACUGUUCCGUUAGAAAACAAUUUGGUCCUACGAAGGACAAUGAAUUGCCAGUUAUAGAAUAUCAAACGCAACAAUGGCGAUUGCUACCCCACUUGGCCGAAGUAUACGCGAUAAGAUUGUUUUCAAUGGAUUUUCUUAAACAACUCGUCGAGUUUAACAUAAGCCGCUUUUCGGGUGAAGAGGAUAAUCAGGCUGCCGUUAAGGGAAUGGAGAUACACGCGUUAUCUUCCGCGACGAAACCAUUUUGUUCGUGGAUGGCUCGCGAUGCAAUUCAGGAUUGCAGAGAAUCUUGCGGCGGUCACGGAUAUUUGAAAAUGUCACGGUUGGGCGACUUAAGAGGAGAUAACGAUGCGAAUUGCACGUACGAAGGCGAAAACAAUGUGCUUAUUCAGCAGGCGAGUAAUUGGCUGUUAAACCAAUGGGAUAACGCACUCAAAGGACAAUCUAUAUCAUCCCCGUAUGAUACCAUAGACUUCUUCCGCGUUGCGAAACGGAUACUCAAUACCAAAUUUGAUCAAAGGACAAUAGAGAGUACAUUGGAGCCUAAAUAUUUAAUCCUAAUUUCUCAAUGGCUGGUGUGCUAUUACGCAAAGAAGACGUAUCAACGUGUGAAGGAAUUGAAAGGAAGCGGAAUGUCUGAUUUUGACGUAAAAAAUAAUUCUCAGGCAUUCCUGGCGCGGACCUUGUCUCUCGUAUAUGCAGAGCACGCUCUAAUGUCUCACUUCUACAAAUCUUUGCAAGAUCCGAAGUGGAGCUCGAAUGAACGACAGGUGCUGAUGGAUUUGUGCUCUCUCUUCGGAGCUGUAAUCCUGGAGAAGAGAUUGGGAGACUUGUACGCUGGCGGUUUCGCAUCUCCCAGCUCCAACGUAGACAGCUUCCUGCGGGAAGGAAUUGUAAAACUGUGCAAGAAAUUGCUCGACAAUGCGGUUGCGCUGGUCGACGUUUUGGCGCCGCCCGACUUUAUUCUUAACUCACCUCUAGGAAUGUCCGAUGGCGAGGUAUAUAAGCAUAUGAAGGAAUGGAUAUUCAGCGAUAAGGAGAACCUGGAGCGUCCAUCAUGGUGGACUGAAAUUUUGAAGCCUAAACUAUAACGAUGUCUACAGCCCAUAAAACAGCACAAGAGUUAUUUUAUAUAUAACUCCGCUAUUAUUUACCUAAGAGAUGAUGUUUUAGAAAUAUGUCUCGCGCGUUAUACGGGAAUCCUUCCAUUGUUAUUAUCAUCGUUGUUGAUAUCGCUUGUUGCUGGUAAUUUUUAUAUUUUACGAUGACAUGUAUAUUUACGAUAUAUAUACGUUAUGACAACAGAUGAAAAGGUUUUAUGGCAAUACAUUUGAUCGUAGACUUAUAUAUUGUUAACACACACCGAAACCUCCAUACGUCCUGUUAAGAAUAUAUUUUUAUAUGUAC
Molecule: messenger RNA, 2655 nt
Organism: Dinoponera quadriceps
Lineage: Eukaryota; Metazoa; Arthropoda; Insecta; Hymenoptera; Formicidae
Gene: Acox3
Product: peroxisomal acyl-coenzyme A oxidase 3
Exons: 12
Coding region: 306-2339 (677 amino acids)
Biological process (GO): lipid homeostasis; fatty acid beta-oxidation using acyl-CoA oxidase
Cellular component (GO): peroxisome
Molecular function (GO): fatty acid binding; pristanoyl-CoA oxidase activity; FAD binding
Source: RefSeq, a predicted model, not a curated record